Molecule: messenger RNA, 8457 nt
Organism: Monodelphis domestica (gray short-tailed opossum)
Lineage: Eukaryota; Metazoa; Chordata; Mammalia; Didelphimorphia; Didelphidae
Gene: RIMS2
Product: regulating synaptic membrane exocytosis 2
Biological process (GO): regulation of membrane potential; regulation of synaptic vesicle exocytosis; regulation of synaptic plasticity
Cellular component (GO): presynaptic membrane; cytoskeleton of presynaptic active zone
Molecular function (GO): transmembrane transporter binding; small GTPase binding
Source: RefSeq, a predicted model, not a curated record
UACUCCAUACAGCUGUCUGACUUCCUCACUCUCACUCUCAGUUACCCCACCCCUCCACCGUCCCCUCUACCUUUCUCGUUCCACCCUCCCUUGGCACUUGCCACACUCUAGACUUCUUUCCUCUUUACCCCCCCCCCCCCUUCUAAACCGCACCCCCCCCUUUCCCUCCGUAUCUUUCUCUCUUCCCUCUCCCUCUCUCCACCCCUUCCCAUUCCCUUCGGAAAGAAGAAAAGAAACCCAAACUCCUCACUCCACAACCCCUCCUUUCUUUCUCCUAUCCCCUCCCCACAACUCUCGCCCUUUCCUCCCCUCCCCCCCCUGCUAUUUAUUUAUUGGGGGAGGGGGGGUGUUGCCGUUGAUUGAAAGGGUAUUGAUUUGUAUGUAUUUCUCCCAGCGCUGGUGGCCGCCGCCGCCCCUGACACCACCACCACUGCUGCUGCUGCCGCCGCCACCGCCGAUACCGCUGCUGCCGCCGCCGCUGCUGCCGCCACUUCAGUUGCUACAGUAUUUCCCUUAGUGUUGUUCAGCUCCACCAAACAUGUCGGCUCCUGUCGGGCCCCGGGGCGGCCCUGCUCCUCCUCCUCCUCAGCCGCCUAUGCAGCCCGAGAUGCCCGACCUUAGCCACCUCACAGAGGAAGAGAGGAAAAUUAUUCUAGCAGUCAUGGACAGGCAGAAGAAAGAAGAGGAAAAGGAGCAAUCGGUGCUCAAGGCCAAAGAAGAACCCAAACCCCAGGCGACACAGUGGUUUCCCUUUAGUGGGAUCACUGAGCUGGUAAAUAACGUUCUUCAACCACAGCACAAACAGCAAAAUGAAAAGGAGCCCCAGACGAAGUUGCACCAGCAGUUUGAAAUGUACAAGGAGCAAGUCAAGAAGAUGGGGGAAGAAUCUCAGCAGCAGCAGGAGCAGAAGGGUGAUGCUCCCACUUGUGGCAUCUGCCACAAAACAAAAUUUGCUGAUGGAUGUGGCCAUAACUGUUCGUAUUGCCAAACGAAAUUCUGCGCGCGCUGUGGAGGGCGAGUGUCUUUGCGCUCAAACAAGGAGGACAAAGUGGUUAUGUGGGUAUGUAAUUUGUGCCGAAAACAACAAGAAAUCCUCACUAAAUCAGGAGCUUGGUUCUAUAAUAGUGGUUCUAAUACACCCCAGCAUCCUGACCAACAGGCUCUCCGAGGGAUGCGGAAUGAAGAGGCUCCUCAGGAGAAGAAAGCAAAGCUCCAUGAGCAGGCUCAGUACCAGGGAACUCCAGGGGACCUGCCUGCCCCCUCUAUAGAGAAAAGCCGACCUCAUGGGCUUACAAGGCAGGACUCAAUAAAAAAUGGGUCAGGAAUGAAGCAUCCCAUUACAAGUGACACCACUUCAGACAGGAAAAGGAGCCCAUCAAUAUCCAGAGAACAGAAUAGAAGAUACGAUCAACAGGAAGAGAGAGACGAAUAUUCCCAGUAUGCUACAUCAGACAGUGCAAUGCCUAGAUCUCCUUCAGAUUAUGCAGAAAGGAGAUCUCAUCAUGGACCUCAAUUAUUUGAAGAACCUGAGCAUAUAGAUUAUAGGGACUCCAAUAGGAGAAGUCGCAGACGUUCCAAAGAGUAUAUAGAUGAUGAGGAUGUAGAAAAUAGGGAUGAAUAUGAAAGACAAAGGAGGGAGGAGGAAUACCAAGCACGUUACCGAAGUGACCCUAAUUUGGCUCGUUACCCAGUAAAGCCACAGCCUUAUGAAGAACAAAUGCGUAUUCAUGCUGAAGUGUCCCGAGCACGACAUGAACGAAGACAUAGUGAUGUUUCACUGGCCAACACAGAGCUUGAGGAUUCUAGGAUUCCUAUGCUGAGAAUGGAAAGGCAGUCAAGGCAAAGGUCUACUUCAGAGCGCAGGGCAGCCAUGGAAAACCAGCGCUCUUAUUCAAUGGAAAGAACUCGAGAAGCUCAGGGACCUAGUCCUAAUCGUCAGAGGACCACAAAUCAUAGCCCUCCUACCCCUCGGAGGAGUCCAAUUCCUAUUGAUAGACCUGACAUGAGGCGCACUGACUCAUUAAGGAAACCCCACCACUUAGAUCCCAGUUCUGCUGUCAGGAAAACAAAGCGUGAAAAAAUGGAAACCAUGUUAAGGAAUGAUUCCCUUAGCUCAGAUCAAUCUGAGUCAGUAAGACCUCCACCACCAAAGCCUCAUAAAACAAAGAAAGGAGGUAAAAUGAGGCAGGUUUCCUUGAGUAGCUCAGAAGAGGAAUUAGCUUCCACCCCAGAAUAUACAAGUUGUGAUGAUGUUGAGAUUGAGAGUGAGAGCGUAAGUGAAAAAGGGGACAGUCAAAAGGGAAAAAGAAAAAAUAGUGAGCAGGCAGUUUUGUCGGACUCUAACACCAGGUCUGAGAGACAAAAGAAAAUGGUGUCCUUUGGUGGCCACUCUUUGGAAGAGGACUUGGAAUGGUCUGAGCCUCAGAUUAAGGACUCUGGGGUAGAUACGUGUAGUAGCACGACUCUAAACGAGGAGCAUAGCCAUAGCGAUAAGCACCCUGUAACUUGGCAGCCAUCCAAAGAUGGAGACCGUUUGAUUGGUUGUAUUUUAUUAAACAAGCGCCUAAAAGAUGGAAGUGUCCCCAGAGAUUCAGGAGCAAUGCUUGGAUUGAAGGUUGUAGGAGGAAAGAUGACUGAAUCAGGCCGACUCUGUGCAUUUAUCACCAAGGUUAAAAAGGGAAGUUUAGCUGAUACUGUGGGGCAUCUUAGACCAGGUGAUGAAGUAUUAGAAUGGAAUGGAAGGCUACUACAGGGAGCUACAUUUGAGGAAGUUUACAAUAUUAUUCUAGAAUCUAAACCAGAGCCACAAGUGGAACUUGUGGUUUCAAGGCCUAUUGGAGAUAUCCCCAGAAUCCCUGAUAGUUCACAUGCACAACUGGAGUCCAGCUCCAGCUCAUUUGAAUCACAAAAAAUGGAUCGUCCUUCCAUUUCUGUUACUUCUCCCAUGAGUCCAGGAAUGUUGAGGGAUGUUCCACAAUUCUUGUCCGGACAACUCUCAAGCCAAAGCCUUAGUAGAAGAACAACGCCUUUUGUUCCUAGGGUUCAGAUAAAACUAUGGUAUGACAAGGUUGGUCAUCAAUUGAUAGUUACAAUUUUGGGAGCAAAGGACCUCCCUUCCAGGGAAGAUGGAAGACCACGGAAUCCUUAUGUUAAAAUUUACUUUCUUCCAGACAGAAGUGAUAAAAACAAAAGAAGAACUAAAACAGUAAAGAAAACAUUAGAACCCAAAUGGAAUCAAACAUUCAUUUACUCUCCAGUUCAUCGGAGAGAAUUUCGAGAACGGAUGUUGGAGAUUACUCUUUGGGACCAAGCUAGAGUUCGAGAAGAAGAAAGUGAAUUUUUAGGAGAGAUUCUAAUUGAAUUAGAGACAGCACUAUUAGAUGAUGAGCCUCAUUGGUAUAAACUGCAGACACAUGAUGUUUCUUCAUUGCCACUUCCACACCCGUCUCCAUAUUUGCCACGCCGACAGCCCCAUGGGGAGAGUCCAACACGAAGGUUGCAAAGGUCUAAGAGAAUAAGUGACAGUGAAGUCUCUGACUAUGACUGUGAUGAUGGAAUUGGUGUAGUGUCAGACUAUCGACACAAUGGAAGAGACCUUCAGAGUUCAACAUUGUCAGUGCCAGAACAAGUGAUGUCAUCAAAUCAUUGCUCACAGUCUGGGUCCCCUCACCGAGUAGAUAGUAUAGGAAGAACUAGGUCAUGGUCACCCAGUGUUCCUCCCCCACAAAGUAGAACUGUGGAACAGGGACUUCGAGGGACACGACCUUCUAGUGGACAUUAUAAUACCAUCAGCCGAAUGGACAGGCAUCGUGUCCUUGAUGACCAUUAUUCUCCAGAGAGAGAUAGUCAUUAUCUCACUCUACCUCGCUCCAGAUACAUUGAUCACCAUCACAGGGAUGUAAGGAGGAAUAGGCAGGAGAGAAGAGAGACUAACACAUAUUUUGAUGACACACCCCACAGUCCUGAAAGGAAUUGUGAAGCAGCAGAUAGACAGCCAUAUCACAGAUCCAGAUCAACAGAACAACGGCCUGUCCUAGAGCGGACCACCUCCCGCUCCAGAUCCACUGAACGUCCUGAUACAAACCUCAUGAGGUCGAUGCCUUCAUUAAUGACUGGAAGAUCUGCCCCUCCUUCACCUGCCUUAUCGAGGUCUCAUCCUCGUACUGGGUCUGUCCAAACAAGCCCAUCAAGUACUCCAGUGGCAGGACGCAGGGGACGACAGCUCCCACAGCUCCCGCCAAAGGGGACUUUGGAGAGAAACAAUGGAGACAAGGAGAUAGAACCUUAUGAAGGUUCUAUGGAUAUAGAGGAGAGAAACCACCAAAUGAAAAUUAACAAAUACAAACAGGUAGCAGGAUCAGACUCCAGAUUGGAACAAGAUUACCAUUCUAAGUAUCGGUCAGGGCGGGAUCUUCAUCGAGGUGCGGACAAUAUUUCCACUAAAUCUUCAGACAGUGAUGUAAGUGAUGUGUCAGCUGUAUCAAGGACUAGCAGUGCAUCUCGUUUCAGCAGUACAAGCUACAUGUCUGUCCAAUCAGAAAGACCAAGAGGAAAUAAGAAAAUCAGAUCAAAUGAAAUAGAGAUGGGUGGGCAAGAAGGGGAUAUGCAUGAGGAGAUAGUUCAUGAGGAAGAGAAACGGGAAGAACAAAAGGAAGAAGAAAUUAAUGAAAAAGGACAAGGGAAAGAACUUAUAAAAAAUUCUAAUAAGGAGAAAAACAGAGAAUCAGGAGAUGAGGAAAAAAUACAAGAUAAAAUUGAGGAAAGGAAAGAAACAGAACAGUGGAUUUCAAAAAAUUUACAGACACAAUUUUCACAAGAUGAUGAAAGUGUCUUUACAUCCAAAAUGCAAAGCAGACAGAUGGGCAUCUCAGGAAAGAAUAUGACUAAAAGCACCAGCAUCAGUGGGGACAUGUGCACAAUAGAGAAGAAUGAUGGCAGCCAAUCUGAUACUGCAGUGGGCACCAUGGGCACCGGUGGCAAAAAGCGGCGCUCCAGCAUUGGGGCAAAAAUGGUAGCUAUUGUGGGUCUCUCACGAAAAAGCCGCAGUACAUCCCAGCUCAGCCAAACUGAAUCUGGAGGCAAAAAACUAAGGAGUACUGUCCAGAGGAGUACAGAAACUGGCCUGGCAGUAGAAAUGAGAAACUGGAUGACUCGACAGGCAAGCCGAGAAUCUACAGAUGGAAGUAUGAACAGCUAUAGCUCUGAAGGAAAUUUGAUUUUCCCUGGUGUUCGAUUGGCCUCAGAUAGCCAGUUCAGUGAUUUUCUGGAUGGCUUGGGUCCAGCUCAGUUAGUUGGGCGUCAGACAUUGGCCACACCAGCCAUGGGUGACAUUCAGGUUGGAAUGAUGGAUAAAAAGGGACAAUUGGAGGUAGAAAUAAUUCGGGCCCGUGGCCUUGUUGUAAAACCAGGUUCAAAGACACUGCCAGCACCAUAUGUAAAGGUGUAUCUCUUAGAUAAUGGAGUCUGCAUAGCCAAAAAGAAAACAAAAGUAGCAAGAAAAACACUGGAACCACUUUACCAACAGCUCUUGUCAUUUGAUGAAAGUCCACAGGGGAAAGUUUUACAGAUCAUCGUUUGGGGAGAUUAUGGACGAAUGGAUCACAAAUCCUUUAUGGGAGUGGCCCAGAUACUUUUAGAUGAACUGGAGUUGUCUAACAUGGUGAUUGGAUGGUUCAAACUGUUCCCCCCUUCUUCCCUAGUAGAUCCAACGUUGGCCCCUCUGACUAGAAGAGCUUCCCAGUCAUCUUUGGAAAGUUCCACGGGACCUUCUUAUGCUCGUUCAUAGCAUCUGUAAAACUGUCAUAGCAACCAGCGUUACAAAAAAAAAAAAUUACAGGUCGCAAACCCUGGUAACACUGCAUGCUUACUGUUGUGUCUUCUGAGCCUGUUUCUAGGGAUACCAAGCGAUCCUGUGUUCUCAGAGGAAGCUGCACACAUUGUGCCCUAAAGAAGGCCCUCAGGUGAAGGAGUGGAGCUAUGAAGAACUAAUGGGUUUGGAGUUCAGUGACACUCAUUUUUUGGUCCAAUCUGAAGCCAUGAAUUAAUAUAAAUCUGUCUCAUGCAACAAACGUCCUUUUCAAUACAUCUUUAUUUUAUUGCUCCUUUUAGAAUAUUUCUGUUCUCCCUUACACGUUUCCCCUGCCACCCCCCCCAAAAAAAAGCCUAGUUAUGCCACAGAAAUGGAGCUAUGUGACCAUGAAGCCAUUACGAGUCUGUGGGGUAUUAGGAAACAUGAGAUGAUGAGCAGGAGACCCAACAUAUGGUCAGAAAAAAAAAAUCAAAGGAACUGAAGAUGGAGGGGAAGAAACUCAGCACACACACCGGCAGCAUCCAAGUUGAGCAGUGGCAGACCUCUAGCUCCACCUGUCAUUUCAGUAAAAGCCAAGAUGUGAUAGACUGAAAACCAAAUUCUGUGGCUAUACUGUACUGUAUGAAAUUAAAGAAACUUUUUUGCAUGGACACAGUUUAGCUGAACAUUUAAAUUAUUUUCUUGGGGCUGCAACUUGCAAAAAAAAGAAUAAAAUCAGCCAUUUUCAACAAUUUAUAUUAUUUUUUAAAAAAUUUCACUAGUGCAUGGUUUUAAAAGGGAGAGAAUGCAACAGGGUGAUACAAAGACACACCACAUUUAUCAUUCUUUAAUCAUGGUCUGUGUUUGGCAGACAUCAAAAAUGAAAAUACUUUCUAGAAAAAUACUGAAAAUUCUUUAUGUGACAAGUGUAAUAUAUUCAAUUUAUUUAAAUGUAAAAGGUAAAAAAAAGCCUUGUAAAGUUCAACAUUAUGUGCAAAUUGUACACAUCUUUCUUCCUCUUCACUAUCUCAUCUUCUGCCUCUUAUGAUUUUCCCCGCUCCUACUUACCAGGAUGAUCACUAUACUCUAAAACUGCUAUUUUUGACUUAAUAUUCUCAUAUGCCCCAUCUUUGGUUAGGAUUGCAGAUUGUUCUGCAUUUCUGAAUUCUUUGAGAAAAAGAAUACUUUUAAGAGCUUUUAUUAUUUCCAGCAUGUUGAAAAAGGAUUUUGCAACAUGGCUUGGGAGUACCUUAAAGUAAGUCAGCAUGUAUUUGAUAAAGAAGAUAUUUGAACUUUUUGCAGUUUAUUGUACAGUGCAUGGUAACUUAUUUUUAUUUUUUUCUCACAUUCAAAUUGAAUUCUACAACAAAAUCCUGGAGUCAUGUGGCCAUUGUGUGAUGUCUUUAAUAAAUCUGUUUUCAGCACCAGUGUCUUUCAUCUAGGGAUUGAAGUAUUAUUUCUAGAAAUUCUUAAUAUUUUUAAGUGAAAAAUUAAUUUAUUUUACUGGUUUAUUCUGAAGAGUCACUCAGUGCUGAAUAAUCCUGACAAACUAAAUGAAAGAUGAGUUAUUUUUUGUUUUAUAAAGUUCAAUUCUUUAUACAGUAUACUCCUAAGAAAAACUUCAUGGUAACACACAACAUGCUAGGGGAAAAAAACAUAUAUUUUUCUAGUGGUUCUGAAGAAAAUUGAGCAUGUUUACUUGUCUAAUGAUGCCAUCACCAAAUUUCUCAAAGCAAAAUCCCAGUUCAUCAAAACCCCUGAUUUUAGUUUAAAACAAUUACUAACAUGGUAGGGAUGAAGAGGGGCAUGCUGCUACAAGUUCAAACUUGUCAUCAGUUCUCCUGUUUAAUGGAAAUAUGACCUAGAAACAUCUAGAAGUCCAUCUAUUCUGGGUCCAUAACAUGCCUGCAGAUAAAUCAAAAUAUCUUUCAAUAAUCUUGGAAAUCUGCAUAGCAUUCAUUUACUUACCUUUAAACUAAGGCCAUGCACAAAGAGUUAUUGGAUUUUUUUGUUUGUUUGUUUGAAAAUCUAAUGCUACCCAUUAAAAAAAAGUCAUGCCUGAUAGGGUGCAGAAGUCACAAAGAGUUUCACUAAAAAUGCCUUCUUUAUGUGGUGCAAUAUGAAAUUCACCAAGACUAUGUCUUGACAUUCUGAGAUGUACAAUGGAUCGAUAUUAAGUUGUUGAAGAAACCAAUUAAACUAUGUAUAUUGAAAUAAUUUAGAUGCCUAUGUACCAGCAACAGUUGAUUAAAGAGACGUGCAGUCUAUACUAUCCCUUAGAAUAAAAAAAAAAAACUGUUACAAUUUUCCUGAUACUGAGAUGCAGUCAAGUAAUCUUUUGUGCAUAUUCCUAUAUAAAUUAUUUCUAAUUUUAAUAAGAAGGUCAUGACCGUAUGGAAUAUUUGUACAUACUUGUCAUUAUGCAGUAUUUAUUUAAAAGUUGAUGUAUUUUUUUUUAAUUUUCAUGUCUGCAACUCUAUAUGGUUUAGUCAUGUAAAUAGCACUAUUCCAGUGACCAUUGCUGUCUUGUACAUAGUAUGUUUUAAACAUAAAGGGAAUCUCAGUUGGAAUAAAAGGGCAGAUUAGGUCUGUACUGAACGCCAACUAAUGUAAAUCAAACUCAUUCUGGUAAUGGUAAUUAACACUUUAAAUAAAACAUUUUCUUUACA